GAGAAAUUGGAACAGUAGUAAAAGACACAAACACCCCUCCUUUUUUUCUCUCUCUCGAUCUCUCCGCUCAUUUAAAAUUCUCUCCCACCGGAAAACAAUAUUUUCCAAAAACAGAUUCCUCUCUCUCUCUUCCCAUAUAUUUCCGGAUCUUCUCUCCUUCUUCUCUUCUUCUCCUGGUUUUUCCUUUUCCCCGAAAUUCCACCCCGAGAAUAAAACUUCUCCUACGAAUUUCAGGUGAAGGAGGAGGAACAAACGAAGAAAGGCCAAGGACCGAGCGAAAAUGAGCACGGGAGAGCUCCUCAGCAUCGAACCUCUAGAGCUCAAAUUUCCAUUUGAAUUGAAGAAGCAGAUCUCAUGUUCGCUUCAGUUAUCCAACAAAACCGAUAGUUAUGUGGCUUUCAAGGUGAGAUGAUUUCUUCCUCAAUCUUCUUUCGUCCUUCUCCCCGCGAUUUUCCCCCCUUGUUUUGAUUUGGAAUUUCUUUUCAAUUUCUGUCCGUCCGGUGGGAGAUCGAAUUCUGGUCGUUUCCGUGAUGUGGCACUUCUGUUUGGCUGCUUGGGAGAGAAAAUGGAGUUUCUGAAUCUAUCUUUCUCUUUUGAGUUCUUGUACUUUUUUUUUUGUUUGUGUUUGUUUUCUUUCUGCUCCAUUUCCCUUUUGCGGCAAUUCAAGUCCAAGCAGCUCGAAAUCUCUUUUCAAAAGCAGAAUGUCAAAACAACUAAUCCGAAGAAGUACUGCGUUCGGCCGAAUGCAGGGGUCGUUUUGCCUCGAUCAACAUGUGACAUUAUAGUUACGAUGCAAGCGCAAAAGGAGGCUCCUGCUGACAUGCAGUGUAAGGACAAGUUUUUGCUCCAGAGCGUAAAAGCUCCCGAUGGUUCGGCUGCAAAGGAUAUCACUGCCGAGAUGUUCAACAAGGAGGCAGGGCACCAGGUUGAGGAAACCAAGUUGAAGGUUGUAUAUGUAGCUCCACCUCAACCGCCUUCUCCUGUUCCUGAAGGCUCAGAGGAAGGGUCUUCACCACGCGGUUCCGUGUCUGACAAUGGACAUGUAAACGGUGCUGAGUUUGCUGCUGCUUCAAAAGCAUUCGUUCAGCGAUUUGAUUCGGAUGAGAAGUCUCCUGAGGCAAAAUCCCUUAUUUCAAAGCUGACUGAGGAAAAGAACAAUGCCAUUCAGCAGAACAACAAGCUUCGUCAGGAAUUAGAAAUGUUGAGGCGUGAGGGAAGCAAAAGCCGCGGUGGAGUGUCAUUUAUGUUCGUCGUCAUUGUGGCAUUACUGGGGAUGUUGUUGGGAUUCCUGUUGAAGAAGACGUAAACCCGCAGCAGAAGAUCAUCCAUCCUUCCCUGAACAUAAAAUCAUUCUGUCAUGUCUUCAACAUCAUCAUUCCCCUCUCAUACCACAUUCAAAGAAUGAAGGGGGUAACCGAAAAAAGAGAAAGACUCCAAUGAACAGAGUUCUUAAGGUUCCAUUUGUUAGUUAAACUGGAUCUGUUAUUAGCCAAAAGAAUCUUGUGUUUUUUCUUAGGUCAGGCUAUUUGGUGUUUGCCGUUCUUCAGAUUGACAUGCAUUUGUUUUUUUGUAACUUAAAGAGUCUUCUUUUUCCUUUUCUUUUCUAAUCCUUUUUUCUUUAUGGAGAAUUCUAUAUUAGACCCUCACUAUUGUGGUAAUGUUGAUACUAAGAAGCUUCGAAUAAUCUUUACACAUUCGUCCCUAAGUCCUCACUAUUCUGGUGAUAUUUUCCACAUUCGUCACUAUUGUGGUAAUGUUGGAACAUCCGAUAAAAUUGGAAUGAACACGAUUAUGUUACGGUUUGUUACUAUCUGCAUUAUCAAUGUGACUACAAUUUUGGUAUAUAAUUAUUUUACAUAUUGGAAGGGAUUGGAUGGAUGCUUCUUAGUUCUUGUCAGUUGUCAGUUUUCCACCGCUUCUCUGGAACACUCUUUUUUCUUUUUUGCAUUCGGUACACCGUUCUUAAAUGUCAAACCCCUCGACAACAGAAAGUUC
This is a messenger RNA of Linum tenue, 1995 nucleotides long. The record is from the annotation of a GenBank genome assembly. NCBI's taxonomy places the organism in Eukaryota, Viridiplantae, Streptophyta, Magnoliopsida, Malpighiales, Linaceae.